Messenger RNA from Cyprinodon variegatus (sheepshead minnow), 1520 nucleotides. It is a transcript of the gene pdap1a, whose product is annotated as 28 kDa heat- and acid-stable phosphoprotein-like. Gene Ontology annotation, cellular component: cytosol. Gene Ontology annotation, molecular function: RNA binding. The record is from RefSeq and is a predicted model, not a curated record. NCBI's taxonomy places the organism in Eukaryota, Metazoa, Chordata, Actinopteri, Cyprinodontiformes, Cyprinodontidae. The transcript has 6 exons. Bases 167 to 637 code for a protein of 156 amino acids.
GCGCCGAUAGCAGAGAGUUUGCUGACAGCGCGAGAGACAAAAUAGUUUCAUUAGCCUUUUAUUUGGACGCCUAUUAAGGCGCAGUGUUUGCCGACAGGCUUCUCUUUCAAUCCAGUGGAUGUUUUGUUAAGUUUUUUUUUCUCUACUGUGCCUUUACCUAAAAACAAUGCCGCGCGGAGGAAAAAAGGGCCACAAAGGGAGAGGGAAGCAGUUCAGCAACCCGGAGGAGAUUGAUCGACAGAUGAGACUCCAGAGGGAGUUGGAGGAAAGGGGUGGUGCAGAGAAGGGGAGCUCAGAGUCUGAGGAGGAAAGCAGCAGUGAAGAGGAGUUGGAGUCUAAGAAGAGGAGUGGUGUGGAGGGGCUCAUAGAAAUUGAGAAUCCAAACCGGGUUUCCCAGAAAAGCAAAAAGGUCACAGAAAUCGACGUGACUGCCCCCAGAGAGCUGUCCCGUAGAGAGAGAGAGGAGAUAGAGAAGCAGAAAGCAAAGGAACGUUACAUGAAGCUCCAUCUGGAGGGUAAGACUGAACAGGCACGAGCCGAUUUGGCCCGACUGGCCAUCAUUAAGAAACAGAGGGAAGAAGCUGCCAAGAAGAGGGAGGAACUCAAGAAAGCUGAAGAGGCCCAAGCGAAGCGUUAGCACCUCACCUGGAAGCCUCAACACACUGCUCGGUCUCAGGGGAACAGAGGGAGCAGGACCAACACUGAGUGGAUCCUGAUCAGUGUUGCUCCUCAUCUCGCGUCCCUCGCUUUCAGAUCAGAGGGAUGUGGGACUUCUCUGUAUUUAGGGGCAUCAGAGUUAAGGGGUCUGGGCAAUAUUUCUUUAAAUAUAUCAAAUGUAUGGCUGUUUCAUGGAGAAAUGCUGAAAGGUUUCAGUGGAUCAGGACUUUUACACAGUGCUGUUAAAAUAAUAAUGUAAGUUGGUAAGAUCAUUCUGCUUUUAUAAAGAAAUGUCAUAAUUUUUUAACUUAGAAUUAUUGUUCUAAACUCCACAUAAGGCUCAAUAAUCCAGCCCUGCCUCACGCACAUGUGACCACAGCUCUUUCUUUGUGUCUGUUGUUCCUUCCGUUUCUGACACGAUCCUCAAUAUGUGGUGUCACUGUUUGUCUCCUGACCAUUUAUUUACAUACCAGCUCUGUAAUACUUAAUAAUAAAAUGAUCUUUCAUUUGCAUUUAAAAAGGAAAUGUAUCCCAUGAAAAGUCUGAUUUUUCUCAAAACUUGAGCAAUUAUAGAAUUGGCAUGAACAUAAAUGGUUUGUUUACUGCAGAGAAAUGAUCUGUCAGUUUAUUUCCCUGUCUUUCAUGAAAAGGUAACUGCUAACAUUAACCUGCUCUGUCUUUUUGAUGCAAACAUCAGAUUAAGUGGACUUAAAUGUUACCCUGAGCGGGAAAACCAGUAGGUGGUCCACAAGAACCACUGACUCCACACAAUGUAAGAUUGUUAAUCGUGUUAUUUUUCUCCCACAUGAUUGAAGGCAUUUUUAAAAAUAAAGUCCUGAAUUGGUGAGGCUUGAAGCAGGGGA